Colius striatus (speckled mousebird) is the source of this 2523-nucleotide messenger RNA. RefSeq names its product G protein pathway suppressor 1 (gene GPS1). The transcript is spliced from 14 exons. Bases 812 to 2227 code for a protein of 471 amino acids. Lineage: Eukaryota; Metazoa; Chordata; Aves; Coliiformes; Coliidae. The record is from RefSeq and is a predicted model, not a curated record. Gene Ontology annotation, cellular component: COP9 signalosome.
CUCCAAAAUAGGAAGCUUGAAGAUAUCUGAGUUUACAUGUGCUAGUGGGACUUUAAGCCCACUUGUAUUUUACCUUGUCUGGAAGUUGAGAGAAAUGCAGAGUGUGGCCUCUGAGCAUAGCCGGACACGAGUUAUCCAAACUGUCUGUUGCUUGUGCACAUACAUAUAUCUGCACGUAUUCAGCACUUUAUAAGAACACAUUUCCUGGAUUUCAGCCUGGAAUACUGAGGGAGAGAAAAAUAAUUUGGUGACAGUGUGCCAGUUUUGUUUGUGGGAUUGCAGCGUGAGUUGGUGCCGAGCGUGAAGAGGCGCGGGUGAUGCAACUGUCCCUGUGCUGCUGGGAUUCCUCGUGUGGUUCAGAGCACUACAAGAUAUUCUAGGGAGAAUAAAGCGCUGUUAGUCCUGCAAAAGGGGAUCUGCCUAAACGUUUGGACCUACUAUAGCAGCGUAGUUUGACUGAUGAUAAACGUCUGCGGUUUGAAUGGAUUUUCCCUUUGUUAGAAACUGGACUUGCCAUUCUGCAUUCUGUUUGUUACAUUUUUAGUGUAGUUCUUUUGUCUUUGUUUUUUUCUUUUUUUGUUCUCCACAAAUAUUACUUUUAAGCAUAAAAGCAGCUCUGGAAGGUUUAUGUGAUUUUUUUUCUUUGAAGGGAGUACUCUUUGACUUUUGGAGCUUCUUGAGGAGAAUGGUAAUGCCUGCUCUAGCCCAAGGCAGACAAAUCGAAUGUCACUUGGAAUUUAGCAUGCAAGCUGAGAUACUUUGUAGGAUCACAUUUAUUGACACCUUCACUUUCUAGGGUGCAGUAGAGCCCAUGCAGAUUGACGUAGAUCCACAAGAAGAUCAGCAAAAUGCACCUGACAUCAACUAUGUGGUGGAGAACCCCACUUUGGACUUGGAGCAGUACGCGUCCAGCUACAGCGGCCUGAUGCGGAUUGAGCGGCUGCAGUUCAUUGCUGAUCACUGCCCACAGCUGCGGGUGGAAGCUCUCAAGAUGGCACUGUCUUUUGUUCAGAGAACUUUCAAUGUUGAUGUGUAUGAAGAAAUCCACAGGAAGUUGUCCGAGGCCACCAGAGAACUGCAGAAUACACCUGAUGCUGUCCCUGAUAGUGGAAUUGAACCCCCUCCUCUUGACACAGCUUGGGUUGAAGCCACGCGCAAAAAAGCUCUUCUUAAACUGGAGAAACUGGACACAGAUCUGAAAAAUUACAAAGGGAACUCCAUCAAGGAGAGUAUCAGGAGAGGCCAUGAUGACUUAGGUGAUCAUUACCUUGACUGUGGGGACCUCAGCAACGCUCUCAAGUGUUACUCGCGAGCCCGUGAUUACUGCACCAGUGCUAAACACGUUAUCAACAUGUGUCUCAAUGUCAUCAAGGUCAGUGUCUACCUCCAGAACUGGUCCCAUGUUCUGAGCUAUGUGAGCAAGGCCGAGUCUACACCAGAAAUUGCAGAACAAAGAGGAGAAAGAGACAGCCAGACACAAGCAAUUCUCACCAAGCUGAAAUGUGCAGCAGGCUUGGCUGAACUAGCGGCUCGGAAGUACAAACAGGCAGCAAAGUGCUUCUUGUUGGCAUCGUUUGAUCACUGUGAUUUCCCUGAGCUGUUAUCUCCUAGCAAUGUGGCUGUCUAUGGUGGUCUCUGUGCCCUUGCUACCUUUGACCGUCAGGAAUUGCAACGAAAUGUUAUCUCCAGCAGCUCCUUCAAAUUGUUUUUGGAGCUGGAGCCACAGGUUCGUGACAUCAUCUUCAAGUUCUAUGAAUCUAAAUACGCAUCAUGCCUGAAGAUGCUGGAUGAGAUGAAGGACAACCUGCUGCUGGAUAUGUACCUUGCACCUCAUGUCAGGACACUUUACACCCAGAUUCGAAAUCGUGCCCUUAUCCAGUACUUCAGCCCCUAUGUGUCGGCAGAUAUGCGCAAGAUGGCCACUGCGUUCAAUACCACGGUGGCUGCUCUGGAGGAUGAACUGACUCAGCUGAUCCUGGAGGGACUGAUCAAUGCCAGAAUAGACUCGCACAGUAAGAUUCUUUAUGCUCGAGAUGUGGAUCAGCGCAGCACCACGUUUGAGAAGUCGUUACUAAUGGGCAAAGAGUUUCAGCGGCGAGCCAAAGCGAUGAUCCUGCGGGCUGCCGUGCUGCGCAACCAGAUCCACGUCAAGUCUCCUCCAAGAGAAGGUAGCCAAGGGGAGCUUACUCCAGCCAACAGCCAGUCCAGGAUGAGCACCAACAUGUGAAAAUCUUCGUGCACUACCAAAAGAAAUGGUCCCUCCAGGACUGUACCCAUUGUCUCACCCACUAACUGCUGAGCUUCACAAACUGUCCCUGUCUCCCUUGCUUCUUGCUUGGAUUGAGAGGGUCAGGGCUGAUGGUGGAUAAUACAAAUAUUCCAAUAACUUCAGUUCUCCUUGAAAAGAAAUUAUUUCUAAAAACACUAUCCCUGCAAUGGCUCAUCAUUUCUGUUUUGGUAGAACAUCUUCUUCCAUUCUGCUUCUCCCACCACGACAUAAAGAGCUGUCAAGUUAUUCACACA